UCUCGAAAUAUCAUAAACCAUGGAAACUCCAUCAUCAGCCUCAAAUGUCUCAUCCUUUCUUGAAUGCCUCUCUCAAGAAUGUGAGAACUACUCUUCCAUCACCAACAUUGUUUACACUCCUUCAAACCCUUCAUAUGAGACCGUCCUUGAUUCCACCAUACAAAACUCGAGAUUCGCAUCUGAAUCCACUCCCAAACCGCAAGUGAUCAUAACCCCAGAAAACGAAGCCCAGAUCUCAUCGAUCAUAUGCUGUGCUAAAAAGACCGGUCUGGAGAUUAGAACCCGAAGUGGAGGCCAUGACAUGGAGGGACUGUCUUUCGUCUCGAAAGUCCCAUUCGUAAUCAUUGACUUGGUCAACCUCAGCAAGGUCAUAGUCGAGGUCGAGGAGAAAACCACAUGGGUCGAAGCAGGCGCAACCACUGGCAUUGUACACUACAACAUUGCGCAAAAGAGCUCCACUCUGGGAUUUCCCGGGGCCAUUGCUCCAACUGUCGGAGUUGGAGGGCACUACAGUGGAGGAGGCUACGGCACGAUUUUUAGAAAAUAUGGCCUGGCUGCAGAUAACGUAAUUGAUGCUAGAAUCGUCGACGUCAAUGGAAAUAUUCUCGACAGAGAAUCAAUGGGCGAGGAUCUGUUCUGGGCGAUCAGAGGCGGAGGAGGUGCCAGUUUUGGUGUGAUCACUUCCUGGAAGAUCAAACUGUUGGAUGUUCCAGAAACAGUCACUGUUUUCUCAGUCAACAGGAGCGUGGAGGAACAAAACGGCGUUGACCUGUGGCACCGCUGGCAAUACGUAGCGCCUCAAGCAGACAAAGAUUUGUUCGUCGGAGUCAUCGUACUAAGGGUGGAGACGACCGUCCAAGUUAACUUCUUCUCAGUUUUCCUAGGCGGCGCCGACAGGUUAGUUUCUUACAUGCAAGAAAUCUUCCCCGAGUUAGGGCUAGUGAGAGAAGACUGCACAGAAAUGAGCUGGAUCCAAUCCACCUUAUUUAGCAACCAAAUGCCGAUCGAUCCACUAGAAGCUCUGCUCAACCGGACUCCGACGGGCGUCAGGCAACUCAAAGCCAAGUCCGAUUAUGUCAGGAACCCGGUUCCUUUGACCGCGAUCGAAGGCAUGGUGAGUAUGCUACGCGAACCGGAAGCAAAUGCGACUAUGUACUACAUGGUUCCGUAUGGCGGAAAAAUGAAUGAAAUAUCAGAAUCCGAGACUCCGUUUCCUCACAGAGCCGGUGCACUCUACAAGCUUGCUAGCCUGACAUACUGGGAAGACUCCGAGGCUGCAGAUUCGGAGAAAUACAUAAGCUGGAGCCGAAGGUAUUACGAAUUCAUGACUCCUUACGUGUCGAGCUCGCCCAGGGAAGCGUAUCUCAACUACAGAGAUCUCGACAUUGGAGUGAAUAACGUUGUUGGUGAGACGAGUUAUGAACAAGCCAGUGUUUGGGCGAAGCCGUAUUACAAAGGCAAUUUCGAUCGUCUUGUUCAGGUGAAAACCGCCGUUGAUCCGGACAAUUUCUUUAGAAACGAACAGGGCAUUCCACCGUUGCCAUGUGCCGCAGAUAUUUGAGUAUGGGGAUUUACAUAUUUUGUUUCAAUUUGUGUGUUUAUUUUGUUAAUGAACCAUUUGUACUAUUGUAUUAAAAAUCAUUUUCUUGUUAUUCAAUUAUAAACAUUUCUUUUGUUACAU
Molecule: messenger RNA, 1681 nt
Organism: Salvia splendens (bonfire salvia)
Lineage: Eukaryota; Viridiplantae; Streptophyta; Magnoliopsida; Lamiales; Lamiaceae
Product: tetrahydrocannabinolic acid synthase-like
Exons: 1
Coding region: 20-1561 (513 amino acids)
Molecular function (GO): FAD binding; oxidoreductase activity
Source: RefSeq, a predicted model, not a curated record